UACUGUUUUCCUGGCUGGCAAAAACUGAAAGUGGCCACACAUACCACUGCGUUGUGCUCGCACCUCUAGUCCUCUACAACUGCUGGGUUUCGUUCGUCAUCUCCACCACUCGAUCGUUCCCACCACGCUGCCAAGCACACACCGGCGCCGCGCCGCUCCGGAAGCCAACAAGCCGCGAUGGACGGCGACGCAACCACCACCACCACGACGGCAUCCAAGCAGAAGCAUGUGGUUCUGUACCCUUCGCCCGGCAUGGGCCACCUUGUAUCCAUGAUCGAGCUCGGCAAGCUCUUCGCCUCCCGCGGCCUCGCCGUCACCAUGGUCAUCGCGAGGUUGCCGUUCGAGGACACCGACGCCAGGGGGCCUUUCCUGGCUGGCGUCACCGCCGCCAACCCCUCCAUCUCCUUCCACUGCUUCCCGCAGGUCGACCUCCCGCCCGUCCACUCCAACUACCCCGAGGCGAUAACCUUCGAGGUCGCCCGCGCCUCCAACCCCCACCUCCGUGACUUCCUCACCUCCGCCACUCCUUCCCCUGCCGUCCUCGUCGUGGACACGUUCUGCGGCGUCGCCCUCGAUGUCGCCGCGGAGCUUCGCAUCCCCGCCUACUUCUUCUACACAUCUGGCGCCGAGGUUCUUGCUUUCUUCCUGCAUCUCCCGGUCCUGCACGCUCAGACCGCGGCCAGCUUCCGAGACCUGGGCGAGGAGCUCCUCCACGUACCAGGGGUCACCUCGCUUCCGGCGUCCCACACACCCAAGCCGGUCAUGGACCGUGACGACGCGGCGUACCAAGGGUUCCUGAGCGCGUCGCUUUACCUGUGCCGCUCCCAGGGCAUCAUCGUCAACACCUGCCGCUCGCUCGAGCCGCGCGCCGUCGACGCGGUCGGCGCCGGUCUCUGCACGCCUCCCGGCCUCCCGACGCCCCCGGUCUACUGCAUCGGGCCUCUGGUGAAGCAGGAGGAGGUGGGCGUGAAGCGCGGCGGGGAGUGCCUCGCCUGGCUGGACUCGCAGCCCAAGGGCAGCGUCGUGUUCCUCUGCUUCGGCAGCCUCGGCCUGUUCAGCGCCAAGCAGAUCAGGGAGAUAGCCGUGGGCCUGGAGGCGAGUGGCCAGAGGUUUUUGUGGGUUGUACGGAGUCCGCCCAGCGACGACCCGGCCAUGAAGUUCCAGAAGACGCCGGAGCCAGACCUCGACGCCCUCCUCCCACCGGGCUUCCUCGACCGGACCAAGGGCACGGGUCUCAUCGUCAAGUCGUGGGCGCCGCAGCGCGACGUGCUGGCGCACGACGCCGUGGGUGGGUUCGUGACGCACUGCGGCUGGAACUCCGUUUUGGAGUCGGUCAUGGCAGGCGUGCCCAUGGUUGCCUGGCCGCUCUACGCGGAGCAACGGAUGAACAGGGUGUUCCUAGAGGAGGAGAUGGGUCUCGCCGUGGCUGUGGAAGGCUACGAUAAGGAUGAUCUGGUGGUCGAAGCCGACGAAGUAGCGUCCAAGGUGAGGUGGAUCAUGGACUCCGACGGUGGGAGACUUCUCCGGGAGCGGACGCUCGCGGCCAUGCGGCAGGCUAAGGAGGCGCUGCGCGAGGGCGGGGAAUCGGAUGUGGCAUUGGCACGCCUCGUGGAUGGCUGGAUGCUCGCUUGACAUGGUUAUGUGAGGGGUGUUUGGGCUAGGCAUUGUGCGGGUGUUGGAGUGAUAUUUCAGCUUCAGCUCUAUAAUUCAGUCUCUCCUACCUUACACUCUGCUUGAAUCAUCAUGAUUUAUGAACAGCAGAGGGAUUAGCGCGUUUCACUGCGCCGGUGAUCAUAUAGUGAUGAUCCAUCGGUGGCAAGGCUACACUUUGCUAAUAACUGGUUUCCUUUGGUCGUUGUACAAA
Lolium rigidum is the source of this 1864-nucleotide messenger RNA. Its product is annotated as UDP-glycosyltransferase 88F3-like. The record is from RefSeq and is a predicted model, not a curated record. The coding region runs from base 178 to 1632 and encodes 484 amino acids. The transcript has a single exon. Gene Ontology annotation, molecular function: UDP-glycosyltransferase activity. NCBI's taxonomy places the organism in Eukaryota, Viridiplantae, Streptophyta, Magnoliopsida, Poales, Poaceae.